Prorocentrum cordatum is the source of this 1747-nucleotide messenger RNA. The record is from the annotation of a GenBank genome assembly. Lineage: Eukaryota; Dinophyceae; Prorocentrales; Prorocentraceae.
CAGGGUGAUCCUGGCCUUGUCGUUCAACAUGUUAGCCGUAGAUCUGUACCUCGUUCUGACGCAUCAGGACCCCAACCGCCUCAGCGCCCGCCCAAGGCUCAUGCGUUCAAACAGAACAACGCCAAGUGGCUCCGACAGCAGCUCAGCGGUCCAGGAAAUCAGAAAACUGUGACCAAGGCUAGAUCCAGUCUUUCUGGUGAAGAUCGACGGUCUGUUGACUCUGCCGAUGGUAGCGGUGAUGAAGGUAGGCGACAGUCUACUGGAUCUGCCAACUCCAGUUCGGAAAGUUGGGAGGAGCACGGGGCGAUCACGGACGCGGCUGCAAGUAGUUGGUGGACGCGGACAAGGGAGUGUGCUGCUGUAGUGGCUGGAAGCAGGAAGUUCGACACCCUGGUCGCGGUGAUCAUACUCGCGAAUUCGCUCACGAUAGGCGUGGAGAUUCAGUGGGGUGUCGACGGCAGGGAUGAAGAGGACAUGCGUUUUCUCAGCGGGCUGGAGGAUGGCUUCAUCGCCUUCUACACCGCUGAGAUCUGCGUCCGGCUGCUCGCCAGCGUCGAGAAGUGCUUGAACAGCCGCUGGUUCUGGAUGGAUGUCGUGCUGGUGUCCACCGGCAUCAUCACGCAGUGGAUCCUGGGGUGGCUGCUGGAAAUGUCUGAAGGCGGCCUCGACUUCGUCGGACAGGUGCUGAUCGUCCGCAUCCUCCGCCUGCUCCGCCUCGUGCGCGCCCUGCGCACGAUAUCUUUCUUUCAGGACCUGUGGAAGCUUGUCAAUGGUGUGCUUGGGUCGUUGAGGACGGUGUUGUCGGCGAUGUUCUUGCUUCUUGCGUUCACGUUUGUGUUCGCAUGCAUCAGCGUAUAUUUAAUCAAGAAGAACGACCGGCUCAUGGACAAUGCUGAGACAGCCGAGAUCGUGAGGGAACGAUUUUCGAGCUUGCCAAUGUCCAUGCUCACGCUACUGCAGUUUUCUGACGCAGAUUCCAUUGGGGAGAUAUACGGCCCUCUCAUCAGGACAGAUGCCCGGCUGCUCGUAUAUUUUGGGCUGGUAUUUACUUUGUUCACCAUAGGGGAACGUUCUCGGAUGAAUCUUGUUACAGCUGUAAUUGUAGAGCACGCCAUUGAGUGCUCCAAACUUGACACGGAGAUGCAACAGGUCAUGAUGAGAAAAAGGCUGAAGAAAGUGCAGCCGCAGAUACUCGAGGUUUUCCGUGCAAUGGACGAGUCUGGAAACGGGAACAUCUCCAUCAGCGAGCUCAAGGAUUGGCAGUUCCAGAAGAAUACUCUGCCACGAGACAUACGGGACCUCGUCAUGCCUGACGCACUGGCAGACCUCUUCGAUCGAGGAUUUUCUGGACACGGACAACUCGGGGGAGAUCGACCAGGACGAGUUCGUGGACGGCAUCUCGCACCUGGCCCUCUCGAACAGCAGCAUCGAGACGACACAGAUACUGCAGCUCCUGCGCGACUCCAAAAGGUGCCUGCAGUCUGUCGUGGGGACCAUGGGCGGCGACAGCGCCCACUCGGACUCUCCGGCCCGGCGCAGGAGUAAAAGCAAUCCUGGCUCGCAGAGCCAGCUCUUGGGGGCACCUUGUGAACCUGAAAUGUUUCGUGCUCAGUCUAUUUGACACUAGAUGGCAUUUGCAUCCUGCGUAUUCUGAGUUUCCGCUGCUAGGUGGCCACCCGACUUCGAAAUGCCUAAUCGCAUCAUGUCACGGGUGGGCUGGCCCUGGGUUGGAGUGGGGGUAUGGGGU